AUGAGUCCAAAGCCACCGGGCAAUGUGCCUCUCUGGCCAGGGGGUCAGAGUCAGGAUCCAACUCAAGUGCCGACUCCUGCGGUUUUAGAUUUUAUGGAGUUGGAUCUACUGGCGGAACAAGAAGAGAUGCAUGGUCCCACCAAUCAAUCCAACCCGAAAGAGGGCGCAGCGCUACCUGUAUCUGCAGCACAGAUGAGGAAUAAUGAUAUGCAACUAGAAGAGGUCCGAGAGGGCCAUGUCGCCCAAUUGAUCCGGUCACCGGCACCAGAUCAAAGUGUUGGAUCUAUCCUAGAUCCGCAACGACGGAGGACCCACUCUCCGGCGCCAAAUAGACCUGGUGGACUUAUCAUAAGUCCGCAGCGACGGGGCACACUGUCUCCGGCUCCCAACCCCCCGGCCAUAUCCACACAGCAGCCUACUCCCUCCGUAGCCCGAGCCCAAAGCUCAGCUGCCUGGGAUUUCCGUGUAAGCCGUGCGGUUUCCCACAAUAUCCUGGCUUCGUCCCCUGCUAGCGUUGGUGGUGCACAGGUCACCCGAGCACAGCCCACACCCCAACUGCCUGGGAAUGAAUCUGGGGGUGGUGAGGAGACUCUGGUGGCGGCACCACCCUGCAAGGAGGUAGAGGAAGUGGGUGCUGAGGCUAUAGCUCCCUACGCCACUGGGAUCUCAUCACUGGUAGGGUUGGGUUGCACCCCGGUUCAUCUGCCGUCGGCCAGUCAGGUCUUUGCGGCAUUUAGCCACCACCUCUCGGAAAGCAAGCGCUCUGUGGCACAGCUCUUGACUUGUCUCUUUUAUGCGGUUGGGAGUCCUGACGCUUUGAGCCAAUUACGCCAUGCACUCCAAUUUGCACGGAGGACCUCCGUAAUUCCGGUGGUACAAUCCGGCCUUCAGAACGACCUCGCAACCACUGUGCAAGCCCUUGACCGACUCGACUCCAUCACUGCUCUCUCACAUAUCCUCCGGCGAUAUUACCUUGUUCGUCUCUCAGCCCAUCGCACCCGACUGGAACAAGAUCAUAUUGCUACCAAACUUGCUGGGCGAGGAUCCAAGCGCAUGCUCAAAUAUGACUGCGCUCGCCUACAGCUGAUCCGUGACAGCGGGAAGAGUGGAGCUCGUUCAGCCGACAAAAGUGAUCGACUUGUGAGCAAGGAUCGGCCCAAGAACCGGUCCAAGACGCAGGCUCUGACGGAUCUAAUGCAAAUGCUAUACCCGGGGCUCGCCCCCCUCCCGUAG
Molecule: messenger RNA, 1233 nt
Organism: Penicillium robsamsonii
Lineage: Eukaryota; Fungi; Ascomycota; Eurotiomycetes; Eurotiales; Aspergillaceae
Exons: 1
Coding region: 1-1233 (410 amino acids)
Source: RefSeq, a predicted model, not a curated record